Messenger RNA from Arctia plantaginis, 420 nucleotides. Lineage: Eukaryota; Metazoa; Arthropoda; Insecta; Lepidoptera; Erebidae. The record is from the annotation of a GenBank genome assembly.
AUGUUCCUGCUUGCGUAUUGCGCAAUUCAAACUAACAUGGCCGAAACAUCAACUUACACAACAAAAUAUGAUGGAAUUGAGCUGAAAGAGAUUCUGUCUAAUGAUCGAAUAUUGACUAACUAUGUACGCUGUCUAUUGGACGAAGGACCAUGUACACCGGAUGGAAAAGAGCUUAAAAAAAACCUCCCGGACGCUAUAGCCAAUGACUGUGAAAAGUGUACUGAAAGACAGAGGACAGGAGCAGAUGAAGUGAUGCACUAUCUCAUCGAUAACAGGACUGAUGACUGGCUUAAGCUUGAAGAAAAGUAUAAUUCAGAUGGCAGCUACAAAAUUAAUUAUUUGAAAGGAAAACAAAAUGCAGAAGAUAAAACAAAUGUAAGCACCAGUUCUGAGAAUAAAAACAGUACUUUGGAACAUUAA